GACGGCUCCAUCCUCUUCCUGCCCAUCCUGCUGCCCCAGCCCGUCACGCUGAAGUCUUGGAGGAAGAGUGAUGAGGAGGAGGUCACCAUCACCAUCCAGCAGACCAAGGUGCUGGAGCCCAGCUCAGAUCUCUGCAUCCCCUUCUACAACGUGGUCUUCAGGAGAGCCUUAGAUAUGAAGCUUAUUGGGAGGAAUUUCUUUGAGCCUGACCAGGCUGUUGUGUUACAUCACUACAGAUCCAGCAUCCGCAGGAGGGACGGGGGCCUCUUCCUCUUGGUGGAUGCCAUCCAUAAGAUCAUCCGCAGCGAGACUGUCCUCAGCUUCAUGCAGAAUAUCUACAAGCAGAGCGUGGGCAGCUUCCAGGACGAGUGCAGCAAGCAGCUGGUGGGCAGCGUGGUCAUCACCCGCUACAACAACCGCACCUACCGCCUCGACGACGUCGACUGGGACAAGACCCCCAGGGACACCUUCACCCUGGCCAACGGCCAGGAGAUCACCUUCGUGGACUACUACAGCAAAACUUAUGGGAUCACCAUCAGGGAGCUGGAUCAGCCACUGCUCGUCCACAGGCCCAAGGAGAAACAGAUGCCGUGGGGGAAGGGCCAGCUGGACGUGGUGCUGCUCGUGCCAGAGCUCACCUUCAUGACUGGGCUGCCUGACAAGAGGAGGGACAGUCGGAUGGUGAAGGACGUGAUGCGGGAGCUGGCGCAGAGCCCUGGGCAGCACUACAGGCGCCUCACCAGCCUCCUGAAGAGGAUCCAGGAGCACCCUGAGGCCUCCCAGGAGCUGAUGCGCUGGGGGCUCAGCCUGGACCCCGAUAUCCACAGGACCCAGGGUCGAAUCCUGCCCGCCGAGAGGAUCAACCUGAGGCACAGCUCCUUCUUCCCCACUGAGGACCUGUGCUGGAACAAGGAGGUGACACGAGAGGCCUCCAUCCUGACGGUACCCAUGAAUUACUGGAUGCUGGUUUACCCCAAGAGGCUGCAGGACGUGGCCAAGGACCUGGUGGCCACCAUGGAGAGCACCUGUGGCCCCCUGGGCAUGCAGGUUGGGCCACCUGCCCUGGUGGAGCUGAAGGACGACCGCAUCGAGACCUACGCCAAGACCAUCCGAAACGUCCUGGGCACUGAG
This is a messenger RNA of Merops nubicus (carmine bee-eater), 1131 nucleotides long. Its product is annotated as piwi-like protein 2. The record is from RefSeq and is a predicted model, not a curated record. Gene Ontology annotation, cellular component: P granule. The transcript has 10 exons. Gene Ontology annotation, biological process: regulatory ncRNA-mediated gene silencing. The annotation marks the transcript as partial. NCBI's taxonomy places the organism in Eukaryota, Metazoa, Chordata, Aves, Coraciiformes, Meropidae. Gene Ontology annotation, molecular function: piRNA binding; protein binding.